Iphiclides podalirius (scarce swallowtail) is the source of this 198-nucleotide messenger RNA. The record is from the annotation of a GenBank genome assembly. NCBI's taxonomy places the organism in Eukaryota, Metazoa, Arthropoda, Insecta, Lepidoptera, Papilionidae.
AUGUUAACAUCUGCAAAUUUCCGGUUCAGCCCGCAACACACAAUCGACGAAUCAUACAUCCACUUCACGCUGGUCUUCCGCAGGCCGUGUAAGGUCGAAGGAACAGUAAGGUGUGUCCGCCGCGCUGCCACGCCGUACAUCAGCAUUCCUUACUUUCCCUGCCAAAUCCUCACCCAGAAACCUCCCCUCCUGAACGGC